Molecule: messenger RNA, 2844 nt
Organism: Labrus bergylta (ballan wrasse)
Lineage: Eukaryota; Metazoa; Chordata; Actinopteri; Labriformes; Labridae
Gene: slc37a3
Product: solute carrier family 37 member 3
Biological process (GO): transmembrane transport
Cellular component (GO): endoplasmic reticulum membrane
Molecular function (GO): transmembrane transporter activity
Source: RefSeq, a predicted model, not a curated record
UUGUUGUGGGACGCGACGUUCGCGUCACAGGAAUCCACAAUAAACACGGGAUUGUCUUUCUGCACUACACCGAGAGCAAACUACACGAGCAGAAAGGCUACUUUGUUCCUUUGUCCUUUUCCCAUCAGGCAUAGUGGGAAAAUAUAGCCGAGUCCCCUCCCUGUCUUGUUGCUAUUCCCCCUGAAGACCUCCACCACCUCCUUCUUCCUUGUCCUCCACCUCUUCUUCCCUCCAGCCGCCCCUGUGAUGCCUCCCUCGUGCUGUGGCUACCUGUCACAGUACACCCAUCAUCACCUGGUUGUCUUCCUCCUCACCUUCUUUAGCUAUGUGUUGCUGCAUGCGUCCAGGAAAACCUUUAGCAAUGUGAAAGUGAGCAUCUUGGCCCAGUGGACGCCGUCCAUCGAGAAUGGCAGCGCAUCCGCAUACUCCCCUGGCGAGACAUGGGAGGACAAUCGUUUAUUUGCAGAUAAAGAGCAGGCCACUCUGUUUCUGGGAGCGCUGGACUCCAUCUUCCUGUUCUCGUAUGCAGUGGGCCUGUAUCUGAGUGGUGUGAUUGGGGACAGAGUGAACCUGCGCUACUUGCUCUGCUUUGGCCUGUGUGGCUCUGCUGCUGUGGAGUUUGUGUUUGGCACUCUGACUGAAUGGCUCAAAUUCUACAACGUCUACCUGUACUGUGGCCUCUGGGUGCUGAAUGGCCUCCUGCAGUCGGCCGUCUGGCCCUGUGUGGUGGCCGUCAUGGGAAACUGGUUCGGCAAGACGGGUCGUGGCUUUGUGUUCGGCCUGUGGAGUGCUUGUGCGUCUGUAGGCAACAUCCUGGGGGCCUUCCUGGCUUCGAGUGUCCUCAAGUAUGGAUAUGAGUAUGCCUUCCUGGUGACAUCAGUGGUGCAGUUUGCUGGUGGGGUGGUGGUGUUCUUCGGCCUUCUUACAUCCCCUAAAGAAGUUGGUUUAUGCUUGGAGUCGGAGACUGGGCUCAGCCCUGUGGAGACGGACACAGACAGCCACAGGCCUUUGAUGAGCGACGAGGAGGAUGAUGCGGAGGUGGAGGUGUACGGCAGACCGUACCAUUCAGUAACACAGCCGGAUGAACCUCUGGAGGAGCCUCCAAAGGCCAUCGGAUUCUGCCAGGCGUUCUGUCUGCCUGGAGUGCUACCUUAUUCCCUGGCUUAUGCGUGUCUGAAGCUGGUCAACUACUCCUUCUUCUUCUGGCUUCCUUUCUACCUGAGCAACAACUACGGCUGGAAGGAGGCUGAGGCUGACCGCUUGUCCGUGUGGUAUGAUGUCGGAGGAAUCAUCGGUGGGACAGUUCAGGGUUUGAUUUCUGAUUUCAUGGGAAAGAGGUCUCCAGUGUUGGCUGUGAGUCUGGCUCUGGCCAUGGGAGCCCUGGUGGGAUACAGCCGCUCACCAAAUGACCAGCUGAUAAACGCAGCACUGUUGGCCACCACCGGCUUCUUCAUCGGCGGGCCGUCUAACAUGAUCAGCUCGGCCAUCGCCGCUGACCUCGGGAGGCAGGAUGCUCUGAGGGGGAGUCAGGAGGCGCUGGCUACCGUCACUGGCAUUGUGGACGGAACUGGAAGUAUAGGAGCCGCCGGGGGACAGUACCUGGUGUCCCUGAUUGAGAGCAGACUGGGCUGGACGCAUGUUUUCUACUUCUUCGUCGUCAUGACUGCGGGCAGCAUCGUGUUCAUCACGCCGCUGCUCAUCAAAGAGGUCCGAGCCAUGUGGAGGGACAGACACGCGCUGCAGCGCCAGCUAUGAAGACGCCAGGUGUAAUGUUUCUCAGUUAUCAGUGCAAGUACUGCAGGGCAGCUCAGAAGCGUGGGAGUGGUGGAAAGAUUUGAUAAAAAAUAGUUUCUCACCAACCAUCAAGAUGAGGUGGAGUUACAGAACCAGCUGCUAUACCUCCCACAACCACCAGUGGGCGUCUGUGAGCAGCCUGAGCUGAGAGAGUCUUAUCCACUCACUGAGGUUUGAAACGUAAACUUACACUUUUUUUUAGUGCCUGAUUAAAACAGGCUUUUUAAAGAGAAGCUGGUUGUCAACCAGUCUGUGAGUUCAGGCCUUGCGGAGUCUUCACAGAAUGUACUGCUGUGUAUAUUUUUAAGAUUUUAAUGGAUUGUGAAAACUAUUUAAAGUGUUGACGCUUUGAAUUGAGGUCAUCAGAUUUCCGCCUCUCAAAUCAAGAGUUCUUAGCUUAAAGCUCUCUGAGACUAUUGAGACGCUGAGAUUGCCGAAAGAUUGUGAAUAAAUUAUUGUAAAGUAGAAAUUCAUCGUCACCAUCAUCAGCCUUUUUAAGCCAUUGUAGAUAUGUAUGAUAUUUUCCUUGAUGUAAUAUUGCACUGUAGUAUAUUUUUAAGCUUUCAAGAAACAGUUUGAGGAUUUUAAUGAACCACUUAGAUUUUAGCCGAGGUUUAGGAAACUUUCAUGGAAUAACCACUUGAUUUCUCUCGUGUACAGCUUCGUGUAAUCAGGUUUAUGAACUAUACUGUAAAGCAUUAUGGGUACUAAACACGGGUCUUUCACGGAUGUGAAGCAUGCCCAUCAUUCCUUUUUUGUUUUUCAAUUUCUGUUUACGGGAAUGUUUACACCUUGAGUUGUCAUUGUCUUAAUUUACAAGUGUUCUCUUUGAAAACACACACACACACACACACACUGACAAAAAGACAACCUCCAAUUGUCUUCUUAUUUGACAUUGUCACACGUCUCACACAUUGAAAUGUAAACUGUAGACUGACAUUUGCAGAAGACAAGAAACGUCUUGCCUGUUUGUUGCAGAUUUGCACUUUUUUUUUUGUCUGGACAUCUUGACUAUGAAUAAGUGUCUCAACAUUGUGUGAUUUUUUUUUU